Messenger RNA from Polyodon spathula (Mississippi paddlefish), 2982 nucleotides. RefSeq names its product transcription factor Sp8. NCBI's taxonomy places the organism in Eukaryota, Metazoa, Chordata, Actinopteri, Acipenseriformes, Polyodontidae. Gene Ontology annotation, biological process: regulation of transcription by RNA polymerase II. The transcript is spliced from 2 exons. The coding region runs from base 318 to 1652 and encodes 444 amino acids. Gene Ontology annotation, molecular function: RNA polymerase II cis-regulatory region sequence-specific DNA binding; DNA-binding transcription factor activity, RNA polymerase II-specific. The record is from RefSeq and is a predicted model, not a curated record.
CUAAGGAUUUUCUUGCUUGUUAAUUAGUUAUUUUAUUGUCCAUUGGAGGGAUUAAAAUAACCCCGGUCAGAGAAGGGAAGUCAGUCUCUUGAUUAUGUUUUAAGCAAGUGGGUCCAAAAAGAAAGGGGUCGUUUUACUUCUAGGAUAGCAACGACUUUAAGUGAAUGUUAUACCAACUGCCUACAGCCGGACCCGAGACCUGUUACAUGUCAAGAGAAAACUUCAUUGUGAAAUCUUAAGUUUCCGUCUUAUUUUUGUUUUCCUAUAUUCUUCGCGUUUUACAGGAAGAGCCGAGGUUAGGAUCGACUCCAUUAGCCAUGUUAGCAGCAACCUGUAACAAGAUCGGCAGUCCAAGCCCUUCGCCAUCCUCUAUUUCGGAUAGUUCCUCAUUUGGGAAAGGAUUUCAUCCCUGGAAAAGAUCUACCGCAAGCAGUUGCAAUUUGGGCUCCAGUCUCUCUAGUUUUGGGGUCUCUGCAGCGCCUCGGAACGGAGCCGGUCUGUCUGACUCAUUCGGAUCAAACAGCACCUCAGGAUCUAGUGCCUUUUCCUUGACUUCAAGCAAUUCGUCCAACUCUCCCUUUGCUAACGAGUACUCUGUUUUUCAGGCUUCUGUUUCAAACAGUUCGCAAGAGCCUAGCCACCAGCCUGUUUUUAUUUCCAAGGUCCAUACUUCAGUAGACAGCUUGCAAGGUAUAUAUCCCAGGAUGAGCGUGGCGCACCCGUACGAUUCCUGGUUCAAAUCCUCCCACCCGGGCAUACCUUCUGGAGACGUUGGUGCCACGGGCGCUUCUGCCUGGUGGGAUGUGGGCGCAGGAUGGAUUGAUGUGCAAAACCCCAACGGGGCAACACUGCAGAGUUCCUUGCACUCCGGUGGACUCCAGACUUCCCUCCACUCUCCGUUGGGAAGCUACAACUCAGAUUAUUCUGGCUUGAGUCACUCUGCUUUCAGCACCAGCGCUUCUCCUCAUCUCCUAACUACCGGUCAGCACCUGAUGGACGGAUUUAAACCCGUUUUGCCAACUGCUUACCCAGACUCUAGCCCCUCGCCGUUAGUAGGUGCGGGGUGCACCAUGUUGGCGGGAGGUCCCACCUCUGCUCUGGCUGGAUCUCCGCGAUCCUCAGCCCGCCGUUACUCAGGCAGAGCCACCUGUGAUUGCCCGAACUGUCAAGAGGCAGAGAGACUGGGGCCAGCCGGGGCGAGCCUCCGAAGGAAAGGCCUGCACAGCUGUCAUAUUCCCGGCUGCGGUAAGGUAUACGGCAAAACAUCCCAUCUCAAAGCGCACUUGAGAUGGCAUACAGGGGAAAGACCUUUCGUCUGCAACUGGCUCUUUUGCGGAAAGCGAUUCACGAGAUCUGACGAGCUCCAGCGACACCUGCGCACCCACACCGGAGAGAAGAGGUUUGCCUGUCCAGUCUGCAACAAACGAUUCAUGCGAAGCGACCACCUAAGCAAACAUGUCAAAACCCAUAGCGCCGGAGGAGGGGGGUCUGUCGGGUCAGGCUCCGGGGGCAGCGGGGGGAAAAAGGGAAGUGAUACUGACAGCGAGCAUAGUACCCCAGGCAGCCCACGCUGCCAUUCACCAGACAUGAUACAGACCCCAGAUUCGGUCCAGGCAUCAGGAAUGAACGGCCACAAUAACUCCAUUGAAUAAAUGGGGGGAGACUAAAUGAAAAAUACUUGAAUGACCCUUGUAUAAAAGAUGUACAUCUAAGUUGAAAAGUAAGAGUUGUAUUCACGGACAGACUGAGGGAUUUGAUGAGAAAAAAAUGCCACUAGGUUGUAAUUUAGUCCCAGAAAUGUGGUAAUAAUAAUAAUAAUAAUAAUAAUAAUAAUAAUAAUAAUAAUAAUAAUAAUAAUAAUAAUAAUAAUAAUAAUGCAACAGUUUGAAGGACGCUUUAGCUAAAUAACAUGGUGGUAGGUAAAGAAUAUAAAAUAAAAAUAAAUGUUAUAGUUUAUAUGGGUUAGAAUUCCACGUUUAUACGCUGCUUUAUAACCUAAAAGAACAUGUGCUUAGAUUAAAAAAUAGAAAAAAAUCAUACCGUGGGAAAAGAUACCUGUUGAUUAAGUAUGACAAUGGCAUGGUCUUGCUAAACUUAUUUUUUAAAACAUAGUAUAACCAUUUAUUUAAAAAGUAAACAAAAUGACCGCUUAUUAAGCUUUUGAUUUCAUCAUGUUUUCUUUUGUAUAACAUUAACCCGAGGAGAGGGACUUUCUUACACUGUGCAACAUUUUUCACUUAUAUACGAUACAGAAUGCGUUUACUGAUUUGUCUUUGUCUACCGUUCAUUUCAUAGCAUAACAAGUAGUGUAUUUGUUUACUAAAGAGCCUAUGUGUCAUUUUUUGCUCAUGUAUUUUCCAUACUUUGGGUAUACGCGUUUGGUUAAUUACAACAUAUUAAGCAAGGAUAAGUUUCUGCACUAAGAAUGUAAAAGUGGAAACUGUUCUAGAAUAGUACAUUAUUAAACAGCGGCAUUGUAAAGGUGUGACAUGUAUGUGUCCAGGAGGCGAUUUUUGUAUUUUCUUGUAAAUUGCGUCUAGUUGAUAUUUGAAAAUAUAUUGGGUAUUUUUUGUGUGUGUGUGUCAAUAACAGAAAUUGACAAACAAAGUUAUUGUUACAAUCCUAGUUAACUAUAAUUUGGACUUGAAUCUAGAUGUGCAUAUCAAGACGCACGUUGAGGAUUUAUUUCUUGAUUAUAAGUAUAGAACAUACAGAAAUGUAAUAAGCAGACAUAAUUGGUAAAUGUUGAAUGGCAUUUUUAUUUAAUUGAGCACGUGUCUACUUAUUAAAUAUGCGGGCAGUCCAGAUAUAGUUUGAGAUUUCUCUCAUAUUUCAUAAUAAUCGUGCUUUUAAUAUCAAGCUCUGAUAAUAAAGUCAAAUUGAAUCUAAACAAACAGUCUCGGGUUAUUUUCCUUCAUUUCUGAAUAUUUGUAAAUUAAAGACCAAACGUGUGUAACAAUUGCAAUAAUUUAACUAUUAUGA